AAUUGAUCUGAGGGAGGAGUGAGAGCAACAGCACUGGCAACGAAAACAGGUUUGAAGAAGAAGACGAGAAAGCAACUGUGAGGCUGCACAGUUUGGACUUUUUUCACUUCUUUUAACCUCUUUAUUUAUCACCUCAAGUCUUCACAUCUUCACUAAAGUGAAGGCUGACGUCCUCCCCUCCCAUCCUCAUUCCUUCAGUUUCCCACAGUGACCCCACAGGGAGGGGACGAGGAAACUUGACCUCCUUUCACUUCUUGUACUGACAAAUCUCAGCCGACCAGCCUCCAUGUCUGCUCCUGGUUACCCGGGCUCUCCAAACCAGGCCCCAUACCCGAUGCCUCAGCCAGGCGGCCACUCAGUGGCGCCGUAUCCGGUCCCUCAGGGGGGAUACGGAGACCCUGGUCAGGCCCCUCCCCCUGCAGGCUUCAACACGGGCUACAACUCGGGUCCACCUCCUGUCAUGUACCAGCCGGGGCCGGUGGGUCCGGGGCCGGAGUACGGCGGGCCCCCGGGUGGGAUCGCCCCCGCCCCUGUUGCAGGUCCAGCUGUUGCAGUCGGGGUCCCUCCAGGGCUGGAGUACCUCACACAGAUUGACCAGAUUCUGGUUCAUCAGAAAGUGGAACUCCUGGAAGCGUUCAUCGGGUUCGAGACCAACAACCAGUACGAGAUAAAGAACAGCCUGGGCCAGAAGAUCUACAAGGCCAAAGAGAAGAAUGACUGCUGCACCAGGAACUGCUGUGGGUCACUGCGCAGCUUCGACAUGAAGAUAAAGGACAACUCGGACAGGGAGGUCAUUCGCCUCAUCCGGCCGUUCCGCUGCGUGUCCUGCUGGUGUCCCUGCUGCCUGCAAGAGAUGGAGGUCCAGGCUCCACCAGGCACCACCAUAGGAUACAUCAAACAGGACUGGGACCCAUGUUUGCCAAAGUUCUCCAUCCAGGGACCCAAUAAGGAGACGCUGUUGAAACUGGUGGGGCCCUGCUUCGCCUGCAACUGCUGUGGAGACGUUAACUUUGAGCUGAGGGGAAAAGAUGGCGACAAACCCAUUGGCCGCAUUAGUAAACAGUGGAGCGGCCUUUUGAAGGAAGUGUUCACAGACACGGACAACUUUGGCAUCCAGUUUCCUCUGGACCUGGACGUGAAGAUGAAGGCCACGCUGCUGGGAGCGUGCUUCCUGAUUGAUUUCAUGUUCUUUGAGAAGGUCGGGGAGGCGAACCAGCGCAGCUCCGUGUUCUCAUAACUGCGGAAAACGAAACCGUAGACGACAGCAGGAGAUCAAGGACUUCUUCAAGUUAUACAUUCUCUGUAAAUGUUCAGUUUUCCAGAAAAAUCAGCCAAGGACACUUUAACCCAAACACAGCCACGAGACAUAAAGGACUCUGAUCCACAAAUCUACCACAGAUGUUUUUUUUACAUAUAUUAUUUUUCAAUACACUAAAUUUGUAUGUUAUUUUUAAGCAGGUGAACCAGGUGAGAUAGAUUUCUUGCCAAAGAAAACCAAACUCAGCUGUUAAUGUCUUUCCAGUGCCUACAAGUGGAAGUAAGACCAGCUACAAACCCAUAAGAAGAUGUUUGGAUUCUGAUUUUGAAUGUGCUUUAUGCUCCUUUGGCAUAAACAUUUCAUAUUUAUGCUGUCUGUUUAAUCUCUGUCUACAGUGAGUACACUCAUGUGCUUCAUAAAACAUUUAGUGCAAUACUGUUGAAGUAGAAGCUGUACUCGUCGCAGGUUUAACACCAGAAAUGUGUGGCUUCGUAAGGGACUAGUGGUUGGGUGUAAGAGGAACAAGAGGGUGUUAAGUCUGUUUUAGUAAAGUUGCAAAGUCAUAUGUUAUCGCAUACUAACAGCAUUUACCAAAGUGCUUUUUCUUCAUGUACUUCAAAGCCCUCUGUAUCGAGGCCUGUCGAGCUAAACUUGUAAAUCAGCAUCCAGUGUAAACAUUAGCGUGGUCCCGCUGUGGUUGAACCCUUUACCAAACCUCGACCUCCGAUCUCUUCCGUUUCCCUGAUACCACUGCCAUUUUGAUGCAGAAGAGAGUGAAAGCAUCUCAGAAGUACGAUAAUGAAAGCAGAAACUGUGGUUAGUACAUGUUCAUCUGACCUCAGUGUGACUGGACAACACCACUACGACAGUAAAAGGAAAUGCAUCUACUUUAUGAAGCAGGAAGAGGUCGAAUGUGAAGUAUUACGUGAAUUUUCAUCUGCAGCUCAUCUGAUCACAGCGCUUUAGAAAAAAUAUGCAAUUUAAAUCUCGUGUAUUACUCCUAAGUAUAGUUACAGAAUCGUUCAUAUGUGACUUAUUAACAUGGGUGUGGUUGCCACUAGUGCUCUUAACUCCAGACUGAAGCUUGCCGUCCGUAAAUACACGCCUAUUAUUGCCUUUGUGAAUAUGCCGCUGUUGAUGUGUGCAGCCUUAACCUCUGAAACAAUGGAAACGUAACCAAAGUAUGAAGUGAGAGGUUUAUUUGCAGCACUUGUGUAUAACUUUUCUGUAUCUCUUUGAUGGUGAUUUACUUUGUUUUGUUUGACAGAAUACUGUUAAGAAAUAAAAUAAAUACCAUGAAGA
This is a messenger RNA of Sphaeramia orbicularis (orbiculate cardinalfish), 2560 nucleotides long. Its product is annotated as phospholipid scramblase 2-like. Gene Ontology annotation, cellular component: plasma membrane. The transcript is spliced from 8 exons. Bases 287 to 1237 code for a protein of 316 amino acids. Gene Ontology annotation, biological process: plasma membrane phospholipid scrambling. The record is from RefSeq and is a predicted model, not a curated record. Lineage: Eukaryota; Metazoa; Chordata; Actinopteri; Kurtiformes; Apogonidae. Gene Ontology annotation, molecular function: phospholipid scramblase activity.